Messenger RNA from Caenorhabditis sp. 36 PRJEB53466, 1731 nucleotides. The record is from the annotation of a GenBank genome assembly. Lineage: Eukaryota; Metazoa; Nematoda; Chromadorea; Rhabditida; Rhabditidae.
AUGUCGCAACCGCACAUCAACGAGAAAGGCAUGGGAAUGCUCGUCACCGCGCUGUUCAUUGUCGGCGAAACGGCCGGCGGCGGUCUGAUCGCUCUUCCGACUGCCAUCGUGAGCACCGGAGCCGUCACCGGCGCCUUUUUGCUCCUCAUGACCGCGCUCAUUUGCACGUACACCGGUAUACUGCUGGCCGACAACUGGACAAUACUGCAAGAGUUGUAUCCGGAGUAUCGGGACCACUGCCGCAAACCCUAUCCAGCAAUGGGACAUCGAGCCGUCGGGCCCAGGUUUGCGUGAGUUCUGCACUCUUCCGGUCACCUAGAGAUCCACUAAUUUCCAGUCAUUUUGUCUCUGCAAUUCUGCAAGUGACCCAGUUCGGAACGGCCGUCGUUUUCGUCCUGCUCGCCGCGAAAAACGGAGAGAACAUGCUGCACGCGAACUUCGGAACGCACGUCAGCUUCUGCUACAUGAUCCUCGUCGUCGGCCUCCUCGUCUUCCCGUUCACCCUGCCCAAAUCGCCCAAAGACUUUUGGUUCGCCGUCGUCGCCGCUAUGAUCACCACGACGAUCUCGGUCGUUCUCAUAAUCGUCGGCUCGAUCGGAGACUAUCACGUGUGCCACAACGAGGUGUUCUAUCCUCCGUUCGACCUGCCCAAGACUCUCAUGUCCUUCGGCACCGUCAUGUUUUCCUACGGAGGACACUGCGCUUUCCCGACAAUCCAACACGACAUGCGGAAGCCGCAUCACUUCUCGCGCUCCGUCUCCAUCGCCUUUCUCGUCGUCUUCAUCUUCUACCUGCCCGUCUCGAUGAGCGGAUACUUUGUCUACGGAAGCUCUCUCACCGACUCCAUCAUUCCGUCCAUCCAGGUAAGCCUCUCUUAAACACCGAGACUGACGGGCUUUGUUUGCAGAACAUCAACAUCCAAACUACUGUCAAUCUGCUGAUUACCCUCCACGUGGCACUUGCGUUGACCAUCAUUUUCAAUCCUUUGAAUCAAGAGUUCGAAGAGUGUCUCAACCUGUCGCACAAUUUCGGAUGGCAACGGAUCUUCUCGCGCGCGUUCGUGAUGGUCUCCGUCGUGUUCGUCGCCGAGUCCAUCCCCAACUUUGGCGUUCUUCUCGACCUUGUGGGCGGAUCUACAGUAACCCUGAUGGCUUUGGUGCUCCCGAUUCUCUUCAACUUCUCGCUGACAACGAUCAAGAAGAAGCGAGAGAACAAGGAGGAUGAGGAGAGGAUUACGGUCAAAGAGUACGUGGAUUAUAUGGGCCAUGGGCCUUACUUAUUCAACUUUAACUGUUUUCAGAAUCUUCCAAAACUCGGACAAGAUCAAGCUGCUCCUUAACAUUCUUAUAUUAGGUACCCCCUUUCUUUUCCUCUUCAAUCUUUGGUUUCUUGGUCGGAAACCGAAAACAGCACUCAAAACCAUUCGUUUAGUGUUCGCCACGUUCGGAGGCAUCGCCGCUACCGUAUCCGCCGUCCAAACCAUGCUCAACAGUGAGUUCAGUGCUCCGUGCUACGCGAAACUGUGGAGCGAAGAGGCGCGAAUGCUCGAGGAGCAACGGAAGGCCUCGUUCGAGUGAGUCCGAGUUCCGAUCCCUCCCGCUUAUCCGCCAAUUCUUUCCCAGACACGGCAAGAUCGCCUGCUGCGGUCUCUUCCGGAACGUUUCCUCAAUGGGCGCCCAAGUUUGUCUCAACGCCGCCUCCCUUGUUCGAGUCGCUGGAUCUCAUGGAUAA